Molecule: messenger RNA, 2138 nt
Organism: Sebastes umbrosus (honeycomb rockfish)
Lineage: Eukaryota; Metazoa; Chordata; Actinopteri; Perciformes; Sebastidae
Gene: smap2
Product: small ArfGAP2
Exons: 9
Coding region: 397-1917 (506 amino acids)
Biological process (GO): regulation of clathrin-dependent endocytosis
Molecular function (GO): GTPase activator activity
Source: RefSeq, a predicted model, not a curated record
GAGAGAGGACUGCUUUGAGAGGAGUCAGUGCCAUUAUCAGAGAUACAGAUGCGCUUUAAAGUCGACCUUACAUUAACUUACAUGUUGAAUCUUAGCAACCACAGGUUAAUUGUGUGUUCCCUCCACUGUUACCUCUUGAUUAGUAGCCCCUAUUAGUAUCUGCAUAACCCGCAUGCUGGUUGGCUGAGAGACAAUCAUCCCAUCUCAGUGAAACAAACUCGCCCUGCUGCCACAGCGAGGAGGAGGAAUAAGAGGAGGAGGAGGAGCAGGAGCGCGUCGGCUCUGCACACACUACUGCUUUAAUUUUGUCAAAGAAGAAGAGGAGGCUGUUUGACAAAAAAGAGCCGACACGGACUGCAGCAGGAGGCUUGUAGAGGAGGAGGUGGACCAAGUGCAAUGAUGACGGGCAAAUCUGUGAAAGACGUUGACAGAUACCAGACUGUCCUCAACUCUCUACUGGCGCUGGAGGAGAAUAAAUUCUGCGCUGACUGCGAAUCGAAAGGUCCAAGAUGGGCGUCCUGGAAUUUGGGCAUCUUCAUCUGUAUCCGCUGUGCUGGUAUCCAUCGAAACCUGGGGGUCCACAUCUCCAAGGUCAAGUCUGUCAACCUGGAUCAGUGGACCCAGGAGCAGGUCCAGUGUGUUCAGGAGAUGGGAAAUGCCAAAGCCAAACGUCUCUACGAGGCGUUCUUACCUGAGUGCUUUCAGCGCCCCGAGACAGACCAGUUCACAGAGCUGUUCAUCAGGGACAAGUAUGACAAGAAGAAAUACAUGGAUAAGGUCAUUGACAUACAGAUGCUCAAGAAAGAAAAGAGCUGUGACAAUAUACCCAAGGAGCCAGUCGUGUUUGAGAAGAUGAAAUUGAAAAAAGAUAUCAGCCCCAAGACAGAUUCCCAGUCUGUCACAGAUCUGCUUGGAUUAGAUGCCCCUGCUCCAAGUCCUGCAGUGUCUAAUGGUGGGGGAUGUGUUCCAGACAGUAAUAAGAGCCCAGCGGUGUCCAAUCCAGCUCUGGCACAUUCUGCACUGGAUCUCUUCAGCUCCCUGCCAGCACCCUCCUCUGCUUCCUCCAUUAAAACCACGCCUGUUUCCAGCUCCAUGCCUCAGAGCAGAGUGACUGCCUCGGUGCCUGAUAACCUCAGUCUGUUUCUGGGUCCGGCCUCCAAAGCAGAGGAGGGCACUGUCAAGAAACUGUCCAAGGAUUCUAUUCUCUCCCUGUACGCCUCCACUCCCUCAGUGCUCGCCAGCAGUAGGUCUGCUCACGCUGGCUUGUACAUGAACCAAAUGGGAUACCCGACACACCCGUAUGGAUCGUACCAUUCUUUAGCCCAGGCAGGUGGAAUGGGAGGUGCCAUGAUGACAUCACAGAUGGCCGUGAUGGGACAGCAACAGAGCAGUCUGAUUGGAGUUCAACAGAACAGCAUGAUGGGACAGCAGGGUGUCAUGGCUCAGCCUAGUGGCGUUAUGGCGCCACCCUACAUGACAGGGAUGACCCAGGGCAUGAUGGGACAGCAGCAGGGUGGGAUGAUGGUACAGCAGCAGCAGAAUGGCAUUAUGGGACAACAACAGAGUGGGAUGAUGGUACAGCAGCAGAGUGGGAUGAUGGGACAGCAGCAGCAGCGAAAUGGCGUUAUGGGACAACAACAGAGUGGGAUGAUGGUACAGCAGCAGGGUGGGAUGAUGGGACAGCAGCAGCAGAACGGCAUUAUGGGACAGCAGCAGAGUGGGAUGAUGGCGCAGCAGCAGCAGGCGUACGGAGUGCAACAUGCCCAGCAGCCACAGUGGAACAUUAGCCAGAUGAGUCAGCACAUGGCCGGCACGAAUCACUAUAACACCAACGGCAUGACGGGAUACAGCAGUCAACAAAUGGGAGGCUCGGCAACUCCAAGCUCAGCGCAUAUGACAGCGCAUGUUUGGAAAUGAUGUCAUCUAUCCAGGAAGUGAUAUAACGCCAAUAACCCACAAAAGAGAGGGGGGGCUGAGCUGUAUGAAUCUGUGGAUCAGACUCUCCAGAAGACAUUUUCUAAUACAAGGGAGGAGGAAGAGGAGGAGGAGACAGGUGUGAAGAAGAAUAAGGUUUGGGAAGCCACUACUACCUCUCUUUCUCUCUCCUCUCUGCCCAUGCUUCCUCUUCUCGACCCAUC